Messenger RNA from Hirsutella rhossiliensis, 2115 nucleotides. RefSeq names its product DEAD/DEAH box helicase domain-containing protein. Gene Ontology annotation, biological process: maturation of SSU-rRNA. Bases 1 to 2115 code for a protein of 704 amino acids. The transcript has a single exon. NCBI's taxonomy places the organism in Eukaryota, Fungi, Ascomycota, Sordariomycetes, Hypocreales, Ophiocordycipitaceae. Gene Ontology annotation, molecular function: ATP binding; RNA helicase activity; nucleic acid binding. Gene Ontology annotation, cellular component: 90S preribosome. The record is from RefSeq and is a predicted model, not a curated record.
AUGGACAUUCUCAAAGUCCUUUCGCGGGGCACCAAGAAGUCCUCCAAGGGAAAGGGAGCCGGGCAUGGCAACAUUGCGUCGCUCAAGCUUCCUUCCGCAGGCACCAAGACGAACCCUCAGCUUUUCCACGACCAUGUGCGGGGCCACAAGAGGAAGCGAGACGGCGACGAGCCGCAGGCCAACGCUCCCGCCGAACUCCCCGCUGUAGACUUCUUUGCGCCCAAGAACGAGGUCGCAGCACCCAGAGAGGAGUCGUCGACGAUGCCACGAGCGCCGAGUCCCGUCGCGCGGCCGGCCACCAAGUUGAGCGAGGACGAGUGUCGCCAGCUUCUGCGGUCGCACCGUCUCAAGCUCACCCUCAUGUCCAAGCCGGAGGACCCGAACAAGGUGUCGAAAUCUAAGAAGAAGAAGAAGAAGCACGCCGAAAUUCAAGAGACCAACAAGGCCGACAAGAAGCAGCUGUUUCCCCAGCCGCUCGACUCGUUUGGCCAGCUUCGCAGCACCUACGGCAUCUCCCGUCGAGUUUCUGAAAACGUCGUCGCGCAAGGGUUCCGAGUGCCUACCGAAGUUCAACUGGGUAGCCUGCCGUUGCUGCUCCGCCCCGAAGUUGCGCUGGCUGGCGAGAGCGGUCUGGAAGACGGCGUCGACUUCCUGGCUGUCGCCCCGACCGGCAGUGGCAAGACUAUCAGCUUCCUGAUCCCAGCAAUCAACAGCAUCAUGCGGAGGAGAGCGCGAGAGAAGCUGCAGGGAGCCCACGAGCUCGAGGCCGUGGUUGUCGCGCCGACCAGGGAGCUUGCACACCAGAUCGUCAAUGAGGCUCGUAAGCUGAGCCAGGGCACCGGGCUCAAGGUCGUUGCCAUGAGGAAGGGCAUGACGGUGGUUGCUGCCGGGCAGCAGGGUCCUGCGGAUGACGGUUCUGAGGAUGAGGUGGACGAGAAUGCUGAAGGGUCGCAAUCGGAGAAUGAAAAGGAGGCCAAAGGGGAGGCGAGAGCGGUGACCAAGGCGGACAUAUUGGUCACCACGCCUCUCCUGCUGCUCAGGUCGCUCACUACUGGGCCAAGUGGCACGCACAAGGCCCUCGCGAGUGUCCGUGAGCUGGUGCUCGACGAGGCCGAUGUCCUUCUCGAUCCGCUCUUUCGCGAGCAGACUGUGGGCAUCUGGACGGCUUGCAACAACCCCGAUCUCCGGGUUUCCUGUUGGUCCGCCACCAUGGGGUCAAACAUCGAGUCCCUCGUCGUCGAGCAAUUGAAAUGUCGAGCAGAAGCACUAGACAUGGCACCCAAGCCGCUGAUCCGACUAGUCGUCGGCCUCAAAGAUACGGCGGUGCCAAACAUUGUGCACAAGCUGACGUACACGGCGUCGGAGCAGGGCAAGUUGUUGGCGUUACGGCAGCUUCUUCACCCCACAUCGAACGAUGACUCGGGGCCGCCUCUGCGGCCCCCGUUCUUGGUGUUUACUCAAACAAUCGACCGGGCUACUGCGCUGCAUGAGGAGCUCAAGUACGAUAUUCCCUUGGAAGCCGGGGGCGCGUCGAGGGUGGCCGCGCUGCACAGUGGCCUGCCCGACUCGGCGCGUGCGGCCAUUAUGCACAAGUUCCGCGCCGGUGAGAUUUGGGUGCUCAUCACGACGGACGUCCUGGCCCGCGGCGUCGACUUUGCCGGUGUCAACGGAGUCGUCAACUACGACGUGCCCGGCUCCAGCGCGGGCUACGUCCACCGAGCGGGCCGGACGGGCCGGGCCGGCCGGGAGGGAGGCGUGGCCGUGACAUUCUACACCAAGGAGGACAUUCCGUUUGUUAAGACGGUGGCCAACGUCAUUGCCGCCAGCGAGAGGCAGGCGGGCAAGGCGGCGGGGGGCGAGACGGGGGUGCAGAAAUGGCUGCUGGACGCGCUGCCCAAGGUGGCAAAGGCAGACCGGAAGAAGCUCAAGGAGAGGGGUGUCGAGUCGCGGAGGAGCGGGAGCAAGGCCAAGAUUACGUCCAAGAGUGGGUUCGAGAGGCAGAGGGAGAAUAACCGGCGAGGGGCGAUCGAGGGGAGCAAGAGGCGGAAGGCGGAGGGGGGUGGUGAGUGCAAGGGCGAGGGCGACGAGGAGGAGUGGGCGGGGCUUGGGGAUUAG